AGGUCGGGCGAAGAUGGCGGCGCUGGCGGCGGAGCAGCUGGUGGCCGAGGCCGAGCGCUCGGUGCGGGUGGAGCGCCCGCUGGAGCUGCAGCUGGACCUGGGCAACCUGACGGCGCUGGACGCGAGCCCGCUGCAGGCGGGGGGCCGGCGGGAGGCCGAGGCGGAGGCCUGGCUGCGCCGCCUGGCCCGGGACAACACGCAGCUGCUGGUGAACGCCGUGUGGCAGCUGCCGAGCGAGAGGCUCCAGGAGGGGGUGGUGGCCUCGCUGCCCCCGCCCUCCACCCGCAUCCCCCGGGAGAAGCCGGUGCCCAGACCCCGGCCGCCCACCCGCUGGGAGCAGUUCGCCAAGCUCAAGGGCAUCCGGAGGAAGAAGAAGGGCGGCCUGGUGUGGGACGAGGGCCGGAAGGAGUGGCGCCGCCGCUGGGGCUACCGGAGAGCCAACGAUGGGCCCCGGGAGUGGGUCCUGGAGGUGCCCGACUCCGCCGACCCCCAUGAGGACCAGUUCACCAAACGCGCGGCCGCCAAGAGGGAGCGAGUGGCCAAGAACGAGCUGAACCGGCUGCGGAACAUCGCCAGGGCCCAGAAGCACAAGGUGCCCGGCGUGGGGCUCGCCCCCACCCCGCAGCCCAGCAAAGCCGAGCUCGGCCAAGCCAUUCGCGUGGCCAGGACCUCCACCGCCUCGGCCGGCAGGUUUCAGCAGAAGCUGCCCCGGGAGCAGCCGGCGGCGGCCAGGAGCGCCGGCCAGAGGAGGCAGUUCCAGCCGCUGAUCGGAGACUUCUCGGCGGAGGCGCGGCGGCAGCUGGAACUCCUCGACGUUAUCUCCAGCAAGAAGCCCAGGCUGGACACCACCAAGGCCGCCAACAGGCAACUGCGGGAGGACGACCAGGAGCAGGCGGCGAAACGGAAGAAAAUGCGGCCAAAAGGCAGGAAAGGAGGAAAAAGUCAGAACCGCAAUAGUAAGGGGAAAGGUCAACAUCGGAAAUCAGGCAUGAAACAGCCUGGGAAGAGAAAAUGAGCCUGACUGAACUGUUAAAUACUGUACUCUAAAACAAGAGUACGUUAUAAUUUUGCGAAGACAUACCUUAUUUCUUUUUUAAGAAUUUAUGUUCCUACAGUUGUUUUUCAUGAACUUAAAAUAAAGUAUUUUGUAUUUCUUAUGCAUCUGACUAACUAUAUAUAAAAGUAGAUGAUUUGUACAUGAGAUAGCUUGAAUUGUACCCAUAGCCAUUUGUUUGGUUUAAAGAUUGUCAUUGAAAUUGCCUGUUAGUGUAAUCCUGCAUGCAGUUGACUGCUUCAAAAGGGAUUCAUUGGAAUUAUUGUAUCUUGUAAGACACUGCGUUACAGUAGUUAACCUGAAAGAACUGCAGGUGCUGUAAUUUAGAAAUAAAAACAAGUUACUGGAAAAGCUCAGCAGAUCUGGCAGCAUCCAUGCAGAGAAAUCAAAGUUACGUUUUGAGUCAGUUCUGAGGAAGGGUUACCAGACCAGAGACAUUAACUUUGAAUUCGUAGAUGCUGCCAGACGUGCUGAGCUUUUCUGACAACCACCGUUUUUGUCUUUGACACUAAACUUGUUAACUGAUAUUGAAUUUAACAAAUUAAUUUUGGUGACAGAUAUGUUUGACUUUACAAAAGUAAAGGCUCUGUAUUUGAAUGUACAUACAUUCCUAACAAAGUAAAUACAUUUAUAGUGCAUAUUGAAAUGAAUU
Molecule: messenger RNA, 1706 nt
Organism: Hemiscyllium ocellatum (epaulette shark)
Lineage: Eukaryota; Metazoa; Chordata; Chondrichthyes; Orectolobiformes; Hemiscylliidae
Gene: rrs1
Product: ribosome biogenesis regulator 1 homolog
Exons: 1
Coding region: 14-1015 (333 amino acids)
Biological process (GO): ribosomal large subunit biogenesis; ribosomal large subunit export from nucleus; ribosome biogenesis
Cellular component (GO): nucleus; nucleolus; preribosome, large subunit precursor
Molecular function (GO): protein binding
Source: RefSeq, a predicted model, not a curated record